UUUUCAGUAUUUUUUCAAUAGCUUUGACCAACUAUAAUUAUUAGUAAACCCCGAAAAUGGGUGUACGUGUUUUGAAUGUUAGCAAUAUUUCUCCAGCAGCGACAAAAGAACAAAUACAGACAUUAUUUGCUUAUAUUGGAAGAAUUGAUGAUUUUAAGUUUGAGGAUGAAAGAAGUGUGGAGGUUGGGCAACAUUUGACAAAUACUGUUUUUCUUGAUAGAGCACUUGUUUGUGUUCAGGGACAGUCUAACGACAUCCCUGAUGAAGAAACUGCAGUUCAAAAUGGUUCUCUAGCUUUACCAGGCCAACGCCAAUUGCCUCCACAUAUUAGCAAUCAAAUUGUAACGAUCGAUCCAAAUUUGUCAGCUCUAGGUCUUCCUGCCUAUCCACCACUUCCACCAACUACUGAACCUGCAAAAGUUGAAGAAAUUCGACGGACUGUUUACAUAGGCAAUUUACCUAAAGGAUGUGAUGGAGAAGAACUUCUUAAUUUUGUUAAUGCGUCUAUUGGAGAGGUAAUGUAUUUACGAAUGGCCGCAGGAAAUGAUCAAUUACCCUGUGAUUAUGCUUAUAUUGAAUUUUCACAACAAUCUUCUGUUCCUUUAGCAUUACAAAAUAGUGACAGUAUUGAAUUUCAAGGGAGAACUUUAAGAAUUCAACAUUCGAAAGUCGCAAUAAUUAAACCACAACGAAAAACAGCCGAGCAAUCAUUGGAAGAAGUUGAAGAAGCAAUUCGUGGUGGUGCUGUUGCUGCGACAGGCGAAAUAGGUCGUGGUUAUUCCCCCUCAAAAACUGGUGCAUUAGCUUCAGUUCCUUCUCCUAUGCAAAUGGCAGGAAUUCCUUCAUCAUCAACAUUACCUACACGAAGCCGAAGUCCUCGCAGCCGAAGUCCAAGGCGUUUACGACGUCGCUCCCGAAGUCGUUCUUCAUCUUAUUACCGUCGACGCCGUUCCCGUUCUCGAAGGCGAAGCAGAAGUAGGCGUAGAAGCCCAUCCACUGGUAGGCGAAGACGCUCAUCAAGUAGAAGGAGGCGUUCAAAUAGCAGACGUAGACGUUCAUCAAGUCGGAGGCGUUCUACAAGUCGUGAUCGAAAAAGGCGACGAACUCCUUCACGUGAACGUUCUAUGAAGGAUAGUAAACCACCAAAACGAGAGAGGUCAAAGGAACGAAGUGCUCGUAAAGAGGAGAAAAAAGAGAAAGACAAGAGCCUUGUUUCCUCAAAAAAGGAAAAAAAGAAAAGCCGUUCACCUUCAAAAAAGGACAAAAAAAGGAGUCGUUCACCAAAGGAGAAGGUUGAAAAAGAGGAGAAGACAAGUAAAAAAAGCAAAAAAUCAGAAGAGAAGCAUUCAACAAAAAAAGUAAAAAAAGAAAUUUCAACGACGGAUGAACCAACAUCAUCACGUACAAAUACAAGCGGUUCUUCUUCUACCCAAAUGGAUAUAGGAACAAUUUCUCCCCAAAAAAUGCCCAAAAUGGAAUUUGAAGAUGAAGAAUCGUUGCGUGAACGUUUACUUGAAAGAAAAAAGUUGAAACAAGGACAAUAGAAUGAUGAUAUUUUUUGAAAGUUUUUUUUUGAUUAUUUUUUAAAUUUUGUUUUUGUCUUAUUCAAGUAUAUAAUAUUUUGAGAAUUUGAUAAAUUUGGUUAUUUUUGAUGGGUUUUCUUAAGAAAUUUUUGGAAAAAUUUUUUGACUGAUUUUUUGGGCUGGAUAUUAGGCUGUAUUUAUGAGUUGACAUUUU
This is a messenger RNA of Meloidogyne enterolobii, 1737 nucleotides long. Lineage: Eukaryota; Metazoa; Nematoda; Chromadorea; Rhabditida; Meloidogynidae. The record is from the annotation of a GenBank genome assembly.